This is a messenger RNA of Cebus imitator (Panamanian white-faced capuchin), 4287 nucleotides long. It is a transcript of the gene TRAF6, whose product is annotated as TNF receptor associated factor 6. Lineage: Eukaryota; Metazoa; Chordata; Mammalia; Primates; Cebidae. Bases 752 to 2050 code for a protein of 432 amino acids. Gene Ontology annotation, cellular component: plasma membrane signaling receptor complex. Gene Ontology annotation, biological process: positive regulation of JNK cascade; interleukin-1-mediated signaling pathway; regulation of canonical NF-kappaB signal transduction. The record is from RefSeq and is a predicted model, not a curated record. The transcript is spliced from 6 exons. Gene Ontology annotation, molecular function: tumor necrosis factor receptor binding; ubiquitin protein ligase activity; zinc ion binding.
UAACAAAACUAGAUACAGAAAACAUUAUUACACAGAACAUGGAACAUCCCAAAAAGCUACUUAGGAAAAAAGAACAGUGGACAGAAAAUUGAGAAAGUUAGGUUCUUAUCCCAGUUCCUACUGUUGUGUGAAAAGUGACAUGAAUCUCCUCCUCUCUUGACCCUUGGAUAAAUAAUUUGCUACUUACACUAAAAGCAAUUCUAAUGCAGACUGGGGAGUGACUCUAUGCUUUAAAGAAAAUGGUAUCUUUUUAAUGUACCUUAAAUUAUGAUGCUACUAGAUAAUGAUAAUCUCAACUACACAAAGAAUACUGACUAUGUAAAUGAUCACUUACUGUGAUUUUAGGCAUGUUAAAUCCUAUUACCUAAAGUGUAUGGGCAACUGUAAAAUUACCAGCAUUUUUGAAGAAAGUAUUAACUGAAGGCUCCACUGCCAUAAUAUAUCCAAAAUCCCGUCCCUUCUCACUUUGUCCCCUACUACCCACCUGUUGUGAAUCACCACCAGCUCUCUAACAGGCCCCCUGCUUUCUGUUCUUGCCUUCUUCCAGGCUCUUCUCAAUACGGCAACCAGAGUGAACCUAGUAAAAUAAGUAAGAUAUCAUCUCUGCUCAGACCAUUGUAGCAUGGUUUCUGGGAGUAAAAGUAAAAUCCAUAUAACAUCCUGUCUGAUAGGCACAUGAUUCAUUUUCUGACCUCUCCACUGUGCUGUUUCUCCUUCUACUCAUUCAUUCCGUCUUUGCUGUUCCUUGAACAUGUCAGACACACUCCUGCCUUGGGAUGCAGGUCACAAAUGUCCAGUUGACAAUGAAAUACUGCUGGAAAAUCAACUAUUUCCAGACAAUUUUGCAAAACGUGAGAUUCUUUCUCUGAUGGUGAGGUGUCCAAAUGAAGGUUGUUUGCACAAGAUGGAACUGAGGCAUCUUGAGGAUCAUCAAGUACAUUGUGAGUUUGCUCUUAUGGAUUGUCCCCAAUGCCAGCAUCCUUUCCAAAAAUGCCAAAUUAAUAUUCACAUUCUGAAGGAUUGUCCAAGGAGACAGGUUUCUUGUGUAAACUGUGCUGCAUCAAUGGCAUUUGAAGAUAAAGAGAUCCAUGACCAGAACUGUCCUUUGGCAAAUGUCGUCUGUGAAUACUGCAAUACCGUACUCAUCAGAGAACAGAUGCCUAAUCAUUAUGAUCUAGACUGCCCUACAGCCCCAAUUCCAUGCACGUUCAGUACUUUCGGUUGCCAUGAAAAGAUGCAGAGGAAUCACUUGGCACGCCACCUACAGGAGAACACCCAGUCACACAUGAGAAUGUUGGCCCAGGCUGUUCAUAGUUUGAGCCUUACUUUAACUCCCGCUCCUCCCACCCCUGAGGUCUGGAAUUUCCAGGAAACUAUUCACCAGUUAGAGGGUCGCCUUGUAAGACAAGACCAUCAAAUCCGGGAGCUGACUGCUAAAAUGGAAACUCAGGGUAUGUAUGUAAAUGAGCUCAGGCGAACCAUUCGAACCCUUGAGGACAAAGUUGCUGAAAUUGAAGCACAGCAGUGCAAUGGAAUUUACAUUUGGAAGAUUGGCAACUUUGGAAUGCAUCUGAAAUGUCAAGAAGAGGAGAAACCUGUUGUGAUUCACAGCCCUGGAUUCUACACAGGCAAACCCGGGUAUAAACUGUGCAUGCGCUUGCACCUUCAGUUACCGACUGCUCAGCGCUGUGCGAACUAUAUAUCCCUUUUUGUCCACACAAUGCAAGGAGAGUAUGACAGCCACCUCCCUUGGCCCUUCCAGGGUACAAUACGCCUUACAAUUCUUGAUCAGUCUGAAGCACCUGUAAGACAAAACCACGAAGAGAUAAUGGAUGCCAAACCAGAGCUGCUUGCUUUCCAACGACCCACAAUCCCACGGAACCCAAAAGGUUUUGGCUAUGUAACUUUUAUGCAUUUGGAAGCCCUAAGACAAAGAACUUUCAUUAAGGAUGACACAUUAUUAGUGCGCUGUGAGGUCUCCACCCGCUUUGACAUGGGUAGCCUUCGGAGGGAGGGUUUUCAGCCACGAAGUACUGAUACAGGAGCAUAGCAUGCCCUCACUUGUUCAAAAACAACUACCUGGAGAAAACAGUGCCUUUCCUUGCCCUGUUCUCAAUAACAUGCAAACAAAAACGCGGCGGGAAAGAUGUAGUAUCUGCUAGUGAGCGUUAGAGAUGUCACUUACUAGUUCUUUCUGUUACAAAUGAUCUGAGACAGUUUUUUCCUGGGAGUCCACACGUUCCAUGCUUUUUCAGAAAUGUUAGGCCUGAAGUGCCUGUGGCAUGUUGCAGCAGCUAUUUUGUCAAUUAGUAUACCUCUUUGUUGUACUUUCUUGGGUUUUUAUUCUGGUAUGUUUUAUUGUCAGAAAGCCCAGACUCAGAGUACUAAACCUUUAAUAAUAAUGGACUUUCCUUAAAACUUCAAUCUAUUUUUAUAGUAUUAUAUGUAAUAUAUUAAAUGUGAGAAUCACUACCGCCUUGUGCUGGUGCCCUCAAGAAGAGUUAUUGCUCUAGAAAGUUGAGUUCUCAUUUUUUUAACCUGUUACAGAUUUCAGAGGAUUUGAACCAUAAUCCUUGGAAAACUUAAGUUCUCAUUCACUCCAGUUUUUCCUCCAUGUUGUUACUAAGGAUAUUCAGGGAUGAGUUUAAACCCUAAAUAUAACCUUACUUAUUUAGUAUAAACAUGUCUGUUGAAUAAUACUUGUUUGAGUAUUCGUUCUGCCUUGCUUACAUAUUUUCUUGAGGCUGUGAAGUAGUGUCUUCCCAGAGUUUAUAAUACUGAGAACCAUGUGGAUACCAACCGCUCAGUGUUAUGCUAGGGAACCUUUUUGUCUAUUCAGUGCAGAGUGAAUUUCACAGCUCUGCAUAUGUCUUCAGCUGUCUGAGGCUUACAAGACAAGGAGAUGGACACAUAGAAUCACCAACAUAAAAAUUAAAAGUGACUCAAGUAGUCAGGCCAUGUGGCAUCUCAUUGGUGGUGACAAACUAUUUGAGCCAGAAGUCUUCAGCUCUUUUGAAUACCCUCUUGUUUAGUUCAGUUAAAUGGAACAAAAUUAAUUUCCUAAAUUCAGAAUUUUUUAAAACUUGGGAGAUGAUUGGCGAUAUCAAAGAGGUCACUAAACUAAGAAGUCACAGUGGUUAUAUCACAACUUAGCUUGAGUAAUUUGCUUUAGCCUAGCAACCGCAGGUUCUGAGAAGGAUCUUGUGGAAUGUUUUCAAAGUAGCCAAAUGUUCCUAAUAGGGAAAGAUGAUUUUUUGGUGUGCCAUCAUGUAUUUGUUAAAGGUCUAUAUACAGAUACAAAAAAUCAUGGAAUCUAGUUCUUAGGGAGACCCACAAUUAGUAUAGGCUUAUAAAGGAUCUAAAGAUAGAUCCUGUAUUUAAAGUCGUCUGGUACUGAGAGAUGACAUUGUAUUCCUAGAGAGCCCAAAUCGGCAUCCCCAACCAGAGUUCAAGAUCAGCCUUAAUUUCAAGAGACAGCCAAGGACCUCGUCUGCAGAUGAGUGUGGUUUUCAGCCCCAGCCAGUGGUCACUUUGAACUUUCCCUUUGCUUUUUUCUCUACUCUCCCUCCCCACCCACCUUUAGGCACCUGAUCUGGUGUGUUUGUUAUGGAGUGAAAAUAAAAGUCAAGCAGAGACCUUGUUCCCGGUGCCACCAUUAGUACCACAAGCUCAUGGCUAGUUAACCACAUUAUUUCCUGGCAGUUUGUGUCCUUCAGCCUUGCCUUCCAACCAGCUCCUCAGAAUCACUGCAUACCACCCUUUAGGUAGGGAAACCUGUGCUGCUGCUGUUCCUGUGAUUGUUUUACAAUGAAUAAAUAAUUGUUAAGUUCCAUUUAAAAAGUAAUCAGUUGUUAUUUUUGUAUUUGCUUAGAAAAAGCCUGAAGGAAAUAUACUAAACUUUUUGAUGGCUUAUUUUCCUCUUUGUGCUUGCUUAUAUUUUUUACAUUUUCUGCAAUAAAUGUGUACUUUUAUCAGAGAAAAAAAAAUUAAAUGUCGCCACAAAACAUUCAACCUCCACAUCCCCACCUCAAAAAAGGAAAUGAUAUUUAAAAGCUUCCUGGUCAGAUUUCUAUUAAAAGCAUUGGCUGUGCCUUAGGUACAAAGAGGAGUUAUUUCCUGCCUUGCUGAUAAAAUUUUUUCUACUAUCUCAAGAGUCUUAAAAAAAAAAAAAUUGUUUUGCCUAAUUUAGCUUCAAGCUUCCCAUGUGUAAAAUUAGUUGGAUUAGAUGUUUCUACAGCCCCUUCCAGCCAUAACAUUCUGUCUCAAAUUAAGUUCCAACCAGCAGAA